Molecule: messenger RNA, 1665 nt
Organism: Paramecium primaurelia
Lineage: Eukaryota; Ciliophora; Oligohymenophorea; Peniculida; Parameciidae
Source: the annotation of a GenBank genome assembly
AUGAAAUAAAAUGCAAAAAAUAGAUUUUGUGAUUUAGUUCAUGCAAUUAAAUAAAGAAAUCCUGAAAGAUGCCUUAUAAUGAUUUUAGAUUAAAUUUCAGCCAAAAUAUUGAGUUCAAUAAUGAAACUUAAAGAUCUGAUAGACAUGGGAGUAUCAACAAUAGAAAAAUUGGAAUUACAACGUAAAUAAUAUCCCAAACAUGAUGCUUUCUAUUUCAUAACACCAUCAGAUGAUUCAGUCAAUAGACUUAUUGGAGAUUUUAAAGACUAAUAAAUGUAUAGAAAAAUUAAUGUGAUAUUUUCUUACAAUUUACCUUAAAGAUUAUUAGAAUAGAUAUGCAAAUCAAAUUUAGCUAAUCGUAUAAUAUAAAUUAAAGAGUUUAACCAUCAUCUUUAUUUUCUUGAUGAUAAUGCUUUCCAUUUUUAAAUUCCACAAAUUUAUUUUGAUGAUUUAAUGCAAAUAGCUUAAUUGUUUUUAUCUUCUUUGCCUUCAAUGAGACCUUUUUAAUGUGUAAAAUUAUCAACAAUAAAAACAAAUCAAUUUGCAUAAUUGUUUACUAAUUAUCUUCCAAGAUUAUUAGAUAAUUGGGAAAGAACAAAUUAAAUGAUAAAAGAUGAUGGUGGAGAAUUACAUUUCUUAAUAUUGGAUCGUAAUUUUGAUCUUCUUACACCAUUGUUACAUGAUUUUCAUUAUGAAUCAUUAGUUGUAGAUCUACUACCUUAGACUUUCUCUCCUUUUGAGUGUGAAGAUAUUGUAUAUCAAAAAUAUAGAUAUAAACAUAUUGCUUAUGCUUUAGAAGGAAUACCCUAAGAAUUUUAAAAAAUGGUUAAUACUAAUCCAUCAGCUCUAAUCCACAAAGGAGACUUUAAAGAAUUAGAUACUCAAAAGAUGUAAGAAAUCAUUAGUUCAAUGCCCAAUUAUAAUAGUUAAUUAAAAGACUUUACUUUUCAUAUGAAUUAAAUUGAUUAAAUCUGGAAAUAAUUCGAAACUAAAGGUUUAAAAGAUUUAGGAGAAUUAGAAUAAGCUUUAGCAACAGGGACUACUAAAUAAGGAAAUCAAACAAAAUCAGAUUAACUAUAUUAGGAAGUCUUAUUUAUGUUAUAAUCAAAAAUCAUUUAAGAUAAUGAUAAAAUUAGAUUAGUUUUAAUAAUUUUACUUACUGUAUCAAUGCCUGAAUAUGAACGUAAAUAGAUACUUGAUAAAAUAACAGAUUUAAAACCAUUUUAUGGUUUAUAGAAGUUAGGAUUUGAUUUUGAUAAAAUGAAAUCAAACAGAAUAACAAAAAAUAUUAAUAAAGAAUCAAGAUUAUUAGCUAAAUAAAAAUUAAGUCAAAUGACUUUAGAAUUAUAAAGACAUACUCCUGAAAUUGAAAAAUUAUUGAAUGAUCUUUUGAAUGAUGAUAAUAAAUUUAAUACAGUUACUUUAUAUGGAUAAAAUUCAAGUUAAAAAUAAACAAAUGCUUAAUAAAGUUUGAGAUCAAAGAAAGAAGAAAAAGUAGAAUAAAUCAGUGUAUGCAUAUUUAUUUUAGGUGGAAUCAGUCACUCUGAAGUUUGUGCAAUUAGAAAUUAUUAUUCAAAUAAGUUAAAAUAAGUAUUUAUUGGAUCUACCUAAAUAAUAAGUCCAUUAUAGUAUUUAGAUCAAUUAAGAAAUUUGAGUUAAUUAUGA